This is a messenger RNA of Syzygium oleosum, 2349 nucleotides long. Its product is annotated as (3S,6E)-nerolidol synthase 1-like. The record is from RefSeq and is a predicted model, not a curated record. NCBI's taxonomy places the organism in Eukaryota, Viridiplantae, Streptophyta, Magnoliopsida, Myrtales, Myrtaceae. The coding region runs from base 230 to 1999 and encodes 589 amino acids. Gene Ontology annotation, molecular function: terpene synthase activity; magnesium ion binding. The transcript has 7 exons.
ACUCUGGGGUCCCAUCCAUAUAUGGCACGUGAUAUAAAUGCAUCCCUUUGGAAUCAGUUGAACAUUUCCUCACGUGAUAUAAAUGCAUCCCUUUGGAAUAAGUAAAACAUUUCCUCUUGCCUAUAAAUAGGACAGAGAGAAUAAAGGGGAUCAUCAGGAGCUAAUAAUUAAUUCGCUCGCAUUCUCUCUCAUCCCUCUCUUUGAAGGACUCUUUCUAUACUCAUCCAAAAUGGCCUUGUCAAGAGCAUCCUUUGCUUUCUCACAAGGCCCAUUCGCUUCAAAAGGAGCUCCUCGAACAGACAAGAUUAAGCAUCUGCAGAAUGCAAAUUCUCUCUCCUCAACGAACAACAGAUGUAGUAUUUCCUCACAUCAGACCUUGGUUUCUACUCCUUUUAAGGAUUAUAUUCACCCAACCGGAAAGAGAAACUUUGCCAUUGAGGAUGAUAUUCGAGGGCGGCACGAGAGGAGUUUAGAAGAAGUGAAGCAAUUAUUCAAGCAAGUAAGAGGAGAUUCGCUCGAAAGUUUGGUAAUGGUGGAAGCUCUCCAACGUCUUGCCAUUGACUACCAUUUUGAGGAUGAGAUUGAGACACUCCUGCAAAGGCAUUUUUUGAUCUCCACCUCUCAGUCUCAUUCUCAUCACAUUGAUGCCGAUAAUCUGUAUGGAACAGCACUUCGUUUUCGGCUCUUGAGGCAAGGAGGCUAUCCUGUUCCUUCAGAUGUGCUUCAACGUUUUCUAUACAAAAUUAAUGAUGGGACUAAGAAAGGAAAGGCACGGGACAAUGACAUUUUAGGGUUGGCAAGUUUAUUCGAAGCUUCCCACCUUGGCACUGAAGGAGAAGAUGUUCUUGAUGAAAUAGGAGAGUCAAUUGGUCAACGCCUCCAUGCAUCUUUGGCCGACCUUGACCAUCUUCAAGCCAGAUUCGUGAGAAAUUCAUUGGGCAAUCCGUUCCACAAGAGCUUGGCCAGGUUCACGGCUAAUGAGUUUUUGACGAAUUCUAUAGGACAUUCUUAUAGCUGGACCAAGAAUUUAGGGGAACUUGCCCAAUUGGACAUGAACAUUGUUAGAUCCGUGCAUCAACGUGAAAUCCUCCAUAUCACCAACUGGUGGAAAGACCUGGGCAUGGCCAAGGAGUUGAAAUACGCGAGGGACCAGCCAUUAAAAUGGUACAUGUGGCCAAUGGCCAUCCUCACCGAUACAGGCUUGUCCCAGGGGAGAGUGCUCAUCACCAAAUCCAUCUCAUUCAUCUACAUCAUUGACGACAUUUUUGAUGUCUAUGGCACAAUAGAUGAUCUCACGUUGUUCACAGAUGUCGUCAACAGAUGGGAAUGUUCUGAAAAGGAUAACAUACCAGAGUACAUGAGGGUGUGCUUUCAUGCUUUGAAUGAUAUUACCAAUGAAGUCAGCUCGGUUGUGUACAAAAAUCAUGGGUGGAACCCAUUAUGCUCCUUAAGGAAAACGUGGGCGAGCCUGCUGAAUGCCUUCUUGGUGGAGGCAAGAUGGUUCGCGAGCGGUCACUCCCCGACAACACAAGACUACUUGGACAACGCGAUUGUCAGCUCCGGAGUGCACGUCUUAUUGGUCCACUUAUUCUUCCUUUUGGGUGAGAAAAUCGACCCCCAAAGUGUCGAUCUUUUAGAAAAAACACCUGAAGUCGUAUCUUCCACUGCUUCUAUUCUUCGUCUAUGGGACGACUUGGGAAGUGCCAAGGACGAGUUCCAAGAUGGCCGAGAUGGGUCUUAUGUGGAAUGUUACAAAGAAGAAUUCCAAGGCGCUUCAGAUGAAGUGGCGAGAGACCAUGUGAAGAAGAUGAUCUCAGAAGCAUGGAAGAGGCUCAACAAGGCAUGUCUCUAUCCUCACCCAUUCACCAAGUCCUUCACCAAGGCCUCCCUCAACACGGCCAGGAUGGUCCCACUGAUGUACAACUACGACGCCAACCAUUCGCUCCCUCUCCUUGAGCACCACAUGAAGUCAUUGCUCUUUGGAGACCAUUCCUUUUAGGGGCAUUGCGUCUUUGUUCACUACUUUAGACACCAUAUGGGGUUGUUGCUUCUUGUUCCCCUAGUGUCGGACUGAUUCUAGCUGCAGCUGAAUCAGCACGAUGUCUGCUCGCAGGAUGGUUUUCUCAAUAAGCAAAUGGAUAGAGGUAUGGCUUUUUCAGUCUCUUCCAUGCCUCUGAGAUCAUGUUCUUCGCAUGGUCUCUUGCGCCGCAUCUUCUGAAGAGCCUUGGAACUCUUGCUUGUAGCAUUUCACAUAAAGAACUUCUUGAGUUUUUACAAAUUCUUCCAUCUAUAUAUGUAUUGAGUCUUUAAGACCACCAUUUACUCGACCAUGAGUAUAGUUCCCGAUUC